AUGAAGGAGGACAUAACCUAUAUGACCAAACUAUUAAAAAAGAAGGGUUUGAACAAGAGUGUCAAGAACUCCUUAACUGCAUGCUCUGAUCUCUAUUCUCAAACCCUAGACGAUCCCAGCGACGCGGUUUUGAGCUACAAAUCGAAGAAUUUCUAUGAGGUUAAUCAGGAUAUUAGUGCAGCCAGUACUGCUGCUGCUAGCUGUGAAGAUGGGUACAAGGAAAGAGGUGUGGCGUCUCCAUUAACACAGAGAAAUGAUAAGAUGGUUCAGUUGUCUGCUAUAGGACUGAACAUUGUCAAUUUAUAUGCUAGAGUACAGUGA
Messenger RNA from Ilex paraguariensis (yerba mate), 321 nucleotides. The record is from the annotation of a GenBank genome assembly. Lineage: Eukaryota; Viridiplantae; Streptophyta; Magnoliopsida; Aquifoliales; Aquifoliaceae.